Molecule: messenger RNA, 987 nt
Organism: Cornus florida
Lineage: Eukaryota; Viridiplantae; Streptophyta; Magnoliopsida; Cornales; Cornaceae
Product: probable glutathione S-transferase
Exons: 2
Coding region: 172-846 (224 amino acids)
Biological process (GO): glutathione metabolic process
Cellular component (GO): cytoplasm
Molecular function (GO): glutathione transferase activity
Source: RefSeq, a predicted model, not a curated record
ACUUUCCAAAAGUAAAAGAGAGCCAUUCUUUAGAAACUAUAAACAGACAAAAACAGAAUAUAUAUAAGUAAGGUUCACAAUAAAUCAAUUAUAUACUAGUAUAUAUGUAGAUCAGCAUCACAGUAUUAGAGAGUUGAAGUUGAGUAUAUUGGAUUUGCAGAUUUUCUUAGAAUGGGAGAAGUGAAGGUGAUUGGGGCUAUUACAACCCAGUUUUGCACCAGAGUUGAAUGGGCUCUGAAACUAAAAGGUGUUGAGUAUGAGUACAUUGAAGAAGAUGUAAGAAACAAGAGUCCUACUCUUCUCAAGCUCAACCCUGUUCACAAGAAGGUCCCAGUGCUUGUUCAUGAUGACAAACCAAUUGUUGAGUCCCUUAUCAUCCUUGAAUACAUCGACGAGACAUGGAAGGCCAACCCCUUACUGCCUCAAGAUCCUUAUGAGAGAGCCAUUGCUCGUUUCUGGGCUAAGUUUGCUGAUGAGAAGUGUGUUUGGGGUGCAUGGGGAGCUUGCAAGGCUGAAGGUGAAGAGAAAGAAAAGGCGAUACAGUGUGCACAAGAAUCUCUAGCAUUUCUUGAGAAACAUAUUGAAGGGAAGAAGUUUUUUGGAGGAGAAGAGAUAGGAUUUAUGGAUCUGGUAGUGGGUUGGAUACCUCUUUGGCUCGGCAGCAUGGAAGAAGCCGGAAAUAUGAAGCUACUUGAGGCCGAGAAAUUUCCUUUCCUCCAUGAAUGGGCGGAAAACUUCAUCCAAAUUCCACUCAUUAAGGAAUGCCUUCCACCUAGAGAAAAACUGACCAAUUACUUCCAAGCUACUCUCAACUACUUGCGUUCCUUAGCCAACAACAAGCCAUGAUCAGUUUCGGCUUUUAUUUGCCGUAUCUUAGCAGCUUUGAUGUGCUUUGAUUUAAUAAUUAAGCUGGAUGGUCUUGUAUUGAGGUGUACUAAAUUUUUGUGUGUCAUAUGAUUUGCUUGUUGAAUACAUUUGAAGUUUAAU